Molecule: messenger RNA, 1443 nt
Organism: Drosophila ananassae
Lineage: Eukaryota; Metazoa; Arthropoda; Insecta; Diptera; Drosophilidae
Exons: 1
Coding region: 1-1443 (480 amino acids)
Biological process (GO): DNA integration
Molecular function (GO): nucleic acid binding
Source: RefSeq, a predicted model, not a curated record
AUGGACGGAUUCGAAGACAGUGCUACGUGUGAAGCAGCCGAGGACUUUUUAUUCCGUAGAGCACAACGUGAGGCGUUCCCCGAUAACAUGCAGGCCGCAGAGAAGGGCUUGGACGUCGCUAAAGGAAGCGACAUAUGUGGACUGGCGCCAUACCCAGAUGGCAAUGGAGUCCUGCGAGCGUAUGGCAGGAUCGAUGCGGCGCCAUGUAUACCGUACAGCGCCAGGAGGCCAGUGAUCCUCUCCCACCGGCAUGGUCUCACGGAGAUGAGUGUGCGCGACGCCCAUGUGAGGAUGAAGCAUCAAAACGUGGAUGCUACGAUGGCUGAGAUCCGGACCAGGUUCUGGAUUACGAGACUGCGGAGAGUGCUUCGUAGUGUGAUCUCGGGAUGCAGCGAGUGUAAGCUGCACAGAGCACGGCCGAUGCCGCCGAUUAUGGGACCCCUGCCAGAUGAUCGUUUGGACGCCAAUGGCUGGCCGUUUAAGAGCACAGGCCUUGACUACUUUGGGCCGCUGCUAGUGACCGUUGCUCGGCACCAAGAGAAACGGUGGGUGGCCUUGUUUACGUGCCUGACGACCAGGGCGAUUCAUCUGGAACUGGCACAUGACUUGUCGACUGAUUCCUGCAUACUUGCAAUCAGGAGUUUCAUCUGUCGUCGAAGGCCUGUACAUAGACUGCGCAGCGACAAUGGCAGGAACUUCGUUGGAGCAGACAGAGAGGCCAAGAGAUUUGCGGAGAUCUUCGAACCCGAGAGGAUCCAGUCGGAGCUGUCAAGCAAGGGAAUUGAAUGGAUCUUACACUGCCCAGCGAACCCGUCAGAGGGUGGAGUCUGGGAGCGAAUGGUGCAGUGCGUGAAGAGGGUGCUACGCCACACAGUGAAGGAAGUGGCGCCGAAGGAGCACGUCCUGGAGAGCUUCCUGAUAGAGGCGGAGAAUGUCGUUAAUUCUCGUCCGCUCACCCAUUUGCCAGUGAGUGCGGACCAGGAAGCCCCUCUUACGCCCAAUGAUCUCCUCAAGGGAGCAGCUUGCCCACCGGAUACCGCCGGCCUGGAUGGAGGCCUCGUCAAGAAAGGAGCUACGCGGAAGCAGUGGCGCGUGGCAAGAAUGUUGAGGAACCGAUUCUGGAAGAGGUGGGUCUUGGAGUACCUACCCACGCUGACACGGAGAGAGAAGUGGUGCCGCAGAGAGAAGCCGAUUCAACGAGGAGACAUCGUCUUCGUUUGCGAUCCAGCCGUUCCGCGUCGAGACUGGCGGAAAGGCGUCGUGGAGGAGACCUUUGCUGGAACGGAUGGUGAGGUCAGACGAGCCCGCGUUAGGAUCAUGGAUGGAGAUCGGACUCGCUGGAUAAUGCGCCCCGCUUCAAAGGUGGCGGCUUUGGAUUUGAGUGAAGAAGUUCUUCACGGAGGUGGGGAUGUCGCGGAUCGAUUAUCGAUAUUUAGUAUUUAA